Neoarthrinium moseri is the source of this 864-nucleotide messenger RNA. RefSeq lists its product as uncharacterized. Gene Ontology annotation, molecular function: phosphoric diester hydrolase activity. Gene Ontology annotation, biological process: lipid metabolic process. The record is from RefSeq and is a predicted model, not a curated record. The transcript is spliced from 3 exons. The coding region runs from base 1 to 864 and encodes 287 amino acids. Lineage: Eukaryota; Fungi; Ascomycota; Sordariomycetes; Amphisphaeriales; Apiosporaceae.
AUGUGGGUUUCGGUAUUGACCUCACUCGUCUUUUUGGCUGGCGCCCUUGCGCUCGACUGCAACGGGCAUUCUGAGCUCUGUGAUCGCAAGUACAGCAACGUAUCAUUCAUUGGAGCCCACAAUUCUCCAUUCGUCGGAAUUUUGCCUUCGGAUAAUCAGCUGGAGGACGUUGAAGACCAACUCAAUCAAGGCGUGCGUUUUCUGACCGCGCAGACACAUGACAAGGACGGCGCUAUCCAGCUAUGCCAUACUUCAUGCGCCUUGCUUGAUGUCGGCACCCUUCAGGAUUUCCUGGGGACCGUCAAGACGUGGUUGGACGGGAACAGUAACGAAGUAGUCACACUACUGAUCACCAAUGGGGACGCCAUAGACAUCAACAAGUUUGGAGAUGCUUUCAAAGCAGUGGGGCUGGAUGCAUACGCAUAUUCCCCCGGCGACACCCUGACUAUCGACGAUUGGCCAACACUAGGCACCCUGGUUUCCAGUAACAAGAGAGUGGUUGUCUUUAUGGAUUACCACGCAGAUACGUCAAAAGUGGGAUACAUCCUGGACGAGUUCCAAUACUACUUUGAGACGCCAUUCGAUACUACGGACAAGAAUUUUCCCCAAUGCGAUCUAGACAGGCCGUCGGGGGCCUCGGCGGAUGGGCGCAUGUAUAUUGUCAACCAUAAUCUCGAUGUUGACAUUUUUGGCAUCUUGAUCCCGGACCUUGCUGAAGCUCCUAACACGAACUCGCUUUCCUCGAUCCUCGCGCAGUCGGAUCUUUGCAUCAACAACUACCGAAAGGAUCCAAAUGUAGUACUACUUGACUUCGUUAGUAUAGGGGACGGAAUAGAAGCCCAGGACAAUCUGAACGGGCUGUAA